UACAACAACAUGUCCACCCGUAAGAGAAAGCAAGAGGAGGAGGAGGAGCUUGUCUCCCUUCCCGACGAUGACGGCGAGGAGGAAGAGGAGUACGAGUCCGAGGAAGACGCAGAGGAAGGUGACGGUGAUGACGACGUGGAAGAGGAAGAGGAGGAAGAGGGCGACGCUGAUGAAGACGCGGAAGCCAAUGGUGUAGACGAGAAAGCUCCUCCAUCAAAGAAGCGGAAGACCGAGACCGAGGCCACGGAUGACGCGGCCGACGCCGAGGAGGCCGCUGAUGAGGAGGAGGAAGCCGAGGACGAACCCGAGGGUGGUGAGAACGCCGGCGAAGGGGAGGAGGCCCAGGCUGACGAAGAGGCCGCCAACGGCGUAGACGAUGCUCCUGCCAAGGGCGAAGUCAAGGCUGCCGACGCACCCGCAGCCGCUACCAACGGUGACGCCGCCAAAGCCGUUGCUGCUGGUGGCGAUGCCGAGGAGUAAACGCUUUUCCCUGUUCUCGCUCCCGCUAGCAAUCGUCCUUGUGGUUUUGGUUUUCUUUUUUUUUGCUUUUCGUCGACAUCCACUCUGUCCUGUAACAUUCUCAUCUAUCAUCAGCUUGUAGAAUAGAUGACGAAACGAGCAAUCUGCC
Colletotrichum destructivum is the source of this 628-nucleotide messenger RNA. RefSeq lists its product as uncharacterized. The coding region runs from base 10 to 480 and encodes 156 amino acids. The record is from RefSeq and is a predicted model, not a curated record. NCBI's taxonomy places the organism in Eukaryota, Fungi, Ascomycota, Sordariomycetes, Glomerellales, Glomerellaceae. The transcript is spliced from 3 exons.